Molecule: messenger RNA, 1925 nt
Organism: Diospyros lotus (date-plum)
Lineage: Eukaryota; Viridiplantae; Streptophyta; Magnoliopsida; Ericales; Ebenaceae
Product: ammonium transporter 3 member 1-like
Exons: 5
Coding region: 207-1679 (490 amino acids)
Biological process (GO): ammonium transmembrane transport
Cellular component (GO): plasma membrane
Molecular function (GO): ammonium channel activity
Source: RefSeq, a predicted model, not a curated record
AUCCCUCCCCUCACCAUGGAAUUAUUAUUAUUAUUAUGAAUAUAUAUAUAUAUUAUUAUUAUUAUUCAUCUCAUCGUUUACAUAUAUAUCGAAUUCACUGCAAAUGACUGAAUAUUCAAUUACCAAGUCAACGCAUGACAUGUCGAUCGAGUUCAUUUGAUUCGUGGUUGUGAUCGAUUGAUCGGAGCGUGUACUAGCUAUCGAUCAUGGCUGCGACGGUGGUGCCGGUGGCCUACCAGGCGAACACGUCGGCAGCGGUUCCCGACUGGUUGAACAAAGGAGACAACGCAUGGCAGAUGAUAUCGGCGACCCUCGUCGGCAUGCAAAGCGUGCCGGGACUGGUCAUCCUCUACGGUAGCAUCGUGAAGAAGAAAUGGGCCGUGAACUCAGCUUUCAUGGCUCUCUACGCCUUCGCCGCAGUGGUAAUAUGCUGGGUGACGUGGGCGUACAAGAUGUCGUUCGGGGACCAGCUCCUGCCCUUCUGGGGAAAGGCAGGGCCGGCGCUGGGCCAGAAGUUCUUGAUCAAGCAGGCGGUGCUGCCGGAGACGACGCAUUCCUACCACAACGGGACGGUGGAGACGGCCACGGCGAUGCCGUUUUAUCCGAUGGCGUCGAUGGUGUGGUUCCAGUGCGUCUUCGCGGCCAUCACCGUCAUUCUCCUGGCCGGUUCGCUGCUCGGCAGGAUGAACAUCAAGGCGUGGAUGAUGUUCGUUCCCUUGUGGCUCACUUUCUCUUACACCGUCGGGGCCUUCAGCCUCUGGGGCGGUGGCUUCUUGUUCCAAUGGGGCGUCGUCGACUAUUCCGGCGGCUACGUCAUUCACCUCUCUUCCGGUGUCGCCGGCUUCACCGCCGCUUACUGGGUGGGACCAAGAUCGAAGGACGAUAGAGAGAGAUUUCCGCCUAACAACGUGUUGCUGAUGUUGGCCGGAGCGGGGCUGCUGUGGAUGGGCUGGGCUGGUUUCAACGGCGGCGAUCCGUACAGUGCCAAUAUCGACUCUUCCAUGGCGGUUCUCAACACAAACAUCUGCGCCUCCACGAGCCUUCUGGUCUGGACUUGUCUGGAUGUCAUCUUCUUCAACAAACCUUCGGUUAUCGGCGCCGUUCAGGGCAUGAUCACCGGCCUCGUUUGCAUCACCCCCGGCGCAGGUCUGGUUCAAGGAUGGGCGGCUAUAAUAAUGGGGGUUUUCUCCGGCAGCGUGCCAUGGUUCACGAUGAUGAUCGUCCACAAGAGGUCGAAGCUGCUGCAGCAAGUGGACGACACGCUGGGCGUCUUCCACACCCACGCCGUUGCCGGCUUUCUCGGGGGUGCUCUGACGGGUCUGUUUGCAGAGCCAACGCUUUGCGCCCUCUUCUUGCCGGUGACCAACUCCAGGGGAGGAGUUUACGGCCGGUCGGCCGGCGGAGUCCAAAUCCUGAAACAGAUUGUGGGUGCCAGCUUUGUGAUUGGGUGGAACCUCGUGGUAACGUCGAUCGUCUGCCUGGUGAUAAAGCUGGUUGCGAGGAUUCCAUUGCGGAUGUCGGAUGAACAGCUGAAGAUCGGAGACGACGCCGUGCACGGAGAAGAAGCAUAUGCGUUGUGGGGGGACGGCGAGAAGUAUGACUCAACCAAGCAUGGCUUCUACUCCGUCGACGAUACAGUCCAUGAAACCACCUCCACCGGCGCCACGCAAGUCCUCUAGCUAAGCUAGGCUAGGCUAGGCUCAGGCUAAGAGAAGAAAACAGUAACUAUAUAUAUAUAUAUAUAUAUGGUGUGUGUGUAAUCUCCUUAAUUUUUCUUCAGACGUGAAUAAGCUGCCUGCCCGCCAGCCCAGUCCAGGUGGUGCUUCAAUUGUAUAAUCUCAUUUUCGACGCUUCUGGAGUUUGUACACUGAGGUCAUUAAUUUUAACUCUUCGUAGCGACGUGCUAUACUGCUCUCGUGUAGUGU